CUUAUGAGUUAUUUUAGCGUGGAACAAAAUCUUUAUUUUUGCCACAUGUAGUUCUCAAAAUGCCAAAAACAUCGACCAACGUGUCGUUAGGAUUCCACUUUUUACUCAUUUUGGCAUUUUCCGGUGCAGUUUCUUAAUUAUUCAGGCACAUUUAAAGAUUUCUGCAUAUUGAUUAAUUGAAGCGGUGGGCCUCACAUGCAGGCAGCAAUAACUGCAUAUUGGCAAAUACGCCGGUUAUUGUGAUGAAAAGUAUAUUGAAUGGAAGGCCAUCUCGUUUCUACACCGUUUGUUUGGAUAACUCAUAGCAAUAAAUAACAAUUAAGGGAAUUCGACGACCAUAUAUGAUGCGAGCCGUGAGCAAGGCAGACUGGGUAAUUACGUGUUUUCAUUAGUGCUGAAGAUCUGUGGGAAACCUUCCAGCUGAAUAAAACAAAAAACUCAAGUAAAAGGCAAGCGUCGCUAGUUUCAGCCUCGAGAAAAUCCUUAAAGCAAUAAAAUCCAUAGCAGUUGUUGAGUGACGCUGUAAUGGAAGAACCGCCUACCAAUUCCUCGAUUUUAAACGAGACUUUCACGGUAAUAAGCACUGAAUUACCGACGACCCAUCGUGGAAGAGGAACUAUGGAUGGUCCCGGAGAUGCCGUGUGGAUAUUAACCAGUGCUUUCAUAAUUUUCACAAUGAUCUCUGGUUUUGGUCUGGUAGAAUCCGGUAUGGUCUCCAGGAAGAACGAAGCGAAUAUCAUGGUGAAAAACGCGGUAGAUGUUAUAUUUGGCGGCUUGGGUUUCUGGAUGUUCGGCUUCGCCUUCACUUUUGGAAACGAGCACGGGGCGAAUCCAUUCUCUGGUUACGGAAGUUUCUUCACUGAUGCGGAAGAAACGCGUAUGGGAGAUGUAUUUGCACUCUAUUGCUUCCAAGCUUCUUUUGCGACAACUGCAACGACCAUCGUCUCAGGAGCAGUUGCUGAAAGAAUGAACUUAAAAGCGUACAUCAUCUUUGCCUUCACGAACACUCUGACCUACUGCUUCCCCGCUCACUGGGUGUGGGGUGAAAACGGGUGGCUUAGAACUAUGGGUGUGGUCGAUAUGGGCGGGGCUAGUCCGGUACACCUGGUAGGAGGAGUAGCUGGACUGGUCGCUACUAUCAUGCUGAAGCCUCGAGUGGGAAGAUUUAAAAGUGUUUCAGGUGCUGGUGCACCAUUAAGGCAUAACAUGGGAUGUCCGACAAAUGUUUUACUUGGUAUGUUUAUGUUAUGGUGGGGUUGGCUUGGUUUCAACUGCGGGAGCACAUUUGGGGUCAGUGGUGGAAGAUGGAAACUUGCUUCUCGAUCAGCGGUCUGCACUAUAAAUGCGUCAUGUGGUGGUGGUGUGUUCGCAACUUUCUACAGUUAUAUAAAAUGCAACAGGUUGGACAUUCCCUUCUUUAUGGUUGGAGUGCUUGGUAGCCUGGUCAGCAUCACUGCUAUCUGUGGCGUUGUGAGGCCUGGGGAGAGUCUUGCUAUUGGUUUCAUUGGCUCAGCGAUCUCAAUCAUUGGUUGGCAAAUCCUUAACAAGAUGAAGAUCGACGACCCUGUGGGUGCUGUCUCGACCCAUGCAGGAGGCUCGAUCUGGGGAAUGAUAGCUGUUGGGCUGUUUGUUGAAAAGGACACGCUCGAGAACACAUUUUCAGAAACAUAUGGCGCUUUCAAGGGCGGCCAUGUAAAAAUACUCGGAGUCCAGCUCUUGGCCUGCGUCUCCAUAACUGUAUGGACGAUCAUAACAGUCUUCAUACAGCUCUACAUCAUCGAUAAAUCGGUGGGUCUGAGAUUUCCUUUAGAGGAAGAAGUUCUGGGGGCGGACGCUUGUGAGCAUGGAAUCGACCAAUCAGAAGCAAGACUCGAGAGUCACGUGCACCCUGUUCCAGAGUCACGGAACAAGGUGUUCCCGAUCACCGAAGGUGACAACAUUGGAGGAACAAUUUUAAGUGUCAACUGUAGUCGUGAGAAGCAGUGUGAAAACCGACAGCCUGGUGACGCUGAGUUACUAGAUUGUGAGCAGCCUGAUGCCGAGUGUACAAGCGAUGAUGGAUCACAAGAAAACAGAGAAGAUUGCCAGAAUAUCGCAAGCAGAAAUCGAGAGCUAGAACCUCACGAAAUUGGUUCCUCCAACAAUUCCAGCAUCUCUACCAAAAGUAAAUGGGCUAAGGUUUUCAAAUCCAAGAGAAAGUCCAGCCUUCACUCGGGCAAUGAGAAACGACAAGUCCCCAAGGGAUCGUCUUUUUCCAAAGUGAAGGUUCCCGUGAUCAUAACCCUUACACCAGCCGAUGACGCAAGAGAAUUUAGACUGAGUUUUAGUGACGUAAGCAUCUUAAAAAAGUAAAUGUUUAUAUAGUCACCUCGGGUGUUGCAACUGAAAAUUGCGAUCUAUAAUGUAGUUAAAUGUUAGCUCGAGAAGAACAAAGGAACAACGUUAGUUAGGUCGGUUUAUUGAGUGAGAUAUUUUAUGUGGGGAUUGGAAUGUGACAUCAAUGCUCCCUCCGUAUUAAAUCAUGUCAUAACUCAAAGCAUAUGUAUAUGUUAGACUAAUCAAUGACGGAACAAGGAGUGCAAACUAUAAGAUAGUGUUUUCAAAUCCUUUUUCUUUUUUUCUAUGCCGUGUGGAGGUUGGGGAGCGAAAGUGUGGAAAAAAGGUAUCAGUUCAGUAAUCUCCAUUGUAACUUUGAUUUACGUUUGUUUUCGUAAUUGUUUGGAAACUAAAAAUCAUACACGCAAUAUUUACUGUUAGAAAAUGGAUUCAUUUACUAUCAAAUCUGAAGCCUGAACGUUCAAAUGUGACAAAUACUUGACGUUUAUGUCCUUUUUUCGUUAACAUUGAUUUAAUGUAAAAUUGCUUCUUGAAUGGAUUCAAAGUCUGUUAGCAUAUUAACAUAUCCAAUAAUGAUAACACAUUAACGAUACUUGAGAACAAAUGCGUUUGUUCCAGUGAAUAGUUAGAUGUAUAUAUGAUACCAAAAAAGAAACAAGAUACAGUGAAAGUGUAGAACA
Messenger RNA from Orbicella faveolata, 3017 nucleotides. RefSeq names its product putative ammonium transporter 2. Gene Ontology annotation, cellular component: plasma membrane. Lineage: Eukaryota; Metazoa; Cnidaria; Anthozoa; Scleractinia; Merulinidae. The record is from RefSeq and is a predicted model, not a curated record. Gene Ontology annotation, molecular function: ammonium channel activity. Gene Ontology annotation, biological process: ammonium homeostasis; ammonium transmembrane transport.